Messenger RNA from Helicoverpa zea (corn earworm), 2474 nucleotides. Its product is annotated as zinc finger and BTB domain-containing protein 17. The record is from RefSeq and is a predicted model, not a curated record. The coding region runs from base 343 to 1974 and encodes 543 amino acids. Gene Ontology annotation, molecular function: protein binding. NCBI's taxonomy places the organism in Eukaryota, Metazoa, Arthropoda, Insecta, Lepidoptera, Noctuidae. Gene Ontology annotation, cellular component: nucleus. The transcript is spliced from 10 exons. Gene Ontology annotation, biological process: regulation of transcription by RNA polymerase II.
GGUGGCGACCAAACGCGCCCCUCGCGAUACGACGCAGGCGCGCGCCGCACAACCGACGCUCAGUUGGAUCGAUAAGAUAAACGCGCAACCCCGGUCUACGAGUUAAAUCAAUAUAAAUUCUAUCGAUUUUUGCAGCCGCAGCCGCCGCACACCAGAUUUGAGGGUCGCAAGCGGUGGGUGCGCGCAUUGCGUAGUUUCAUAUUAUAUUUGAAAGUUAAAUUUUUUACUGUGUGAUUAUUGUGAAAAGACAAUAAUGUGUGAGCAACAUUUUAGAAGUUCCGAGGACUUUAUCGAUUGUCGGUGUUUUACGAUGGUGUGAAAUGUAGAAAAUACUAAAGAAAAAUGACGUCUACGGACACAUACCAAUUAAAAUGGCACUCGCACAGUUCGCAUCUGAACGGUUCCGUGGCGGCGUUGCUUCGCUCGGAGCGGUUCACGGAUGUGGUGCUGUGCACGCUGGACGGGUCUCAGAUACCGGCGCACAAGUUCAUCCUGAGCUCGUGCAGUGUGUAUUUGUGCAACCUGUUCGAGGGCCAGCGCUCGGUGACGCGAAUGGGCGGCAUGCUUUAUGUCGUGCUGCCUUCCGAGAUAUCCACGAAAGCGCUGAAGAUCCUCGUAGAGUAUAUGUAUAAAGGAGAAACAACAGUUUCCAACGAAGUGUUAGACACAGUCUUGAAAGCUGGUGAAGUCCUCAAAAUCCGAGGACUUUGGAGACAGACGGAAGAUGGCGCCGGCGAUACCACAGCGGAAAAAACCGCUACACAAACCCACAUAACUACUAGUAUUAACAAGCCAGCUUUGGCAAAGAAACCUGAUGAGAUACCAAUACAACCUAAGAUAGCUGUUAAGAAAGAUGAUAAGUUGUUGAAAGCCUUCAAUCCUGGACAACCUGGUGCUAGGCCCAUGUUUAUUGGACCACCAAAGCUAGUCUUCAUCAAAACCACUGAAGGAGGCACGCAGGCAGCAAUUCGCCCAGGUGCUCCAAAAGGCCAAACAAUUUUAGUAGCACCAGCACCGACAGCGGAACCAACAGUGGCUGCAGUUGCUACCCCCACACCAGCCCCUUCUACGGUAACCGUAGCAACAACUACUGUUAGUGAGGAUUCUUCCGAUGAACCAUUAACGCCCAGAAUCUUGAGGCGACAUGCAGCGGAAAGGAAGUAUGGAAAGAGGCAAAAGACUGAAACCAAAUCGGAUAAUGAGGAUACUAAGGAUUCCGAAGAAGGACAUGAUAAUGUUUCUGAAGCUUCGAAAAAAUCAUCCCAAAGUAUAAUGGAAAAUGAGGUGCAAAUAAAAGAUGAACCGGAGUGGGAUGCCAGCAGUAUCGAAGAGGAGGAGCGUUCCAUUGCUGAAAUGUUCCAAGCUGAGAUGAGUGUUAAGGAUGAGCCCAGUGAAGACCUUGAUAUUGAGGAUGAGAGCUUGAUGUACAGUCCGCUGGCGUGCGAGCUGUGCGCGGAGGUGUUCCGGGUGCCGGGCGCCUGGGUGCGCCACGUGCAGGCGCACGCGCGCGCCGGCGCCGCGCCCGCGCGCAAGCGCAAGCUGCGCUCCGCUAGUGAUGACACAGAAGAGACCAUGGCUUUACUACGUUGCGACCUUUGCCAGAAGCAUUUCCCGAACCCCGCGGAAUGGGUGCGACACAUACAGAGCACGCACACUGAAUCAGAAUUGGCCAUAUCAAACAACAGUGCCCCACCCAAACGUCACAAUCGUUUCACAGAGGGCGCGCAAAACAAGAGUUGCUCGCAAUGCAAGAAGACAUUCCCGUCACACGCAUCCAUGCUCAUACAUAUGCGUACUCAUACAGGCGAACGUCCAUUCGUGUGCGGCCUCUGCAAUAAAGGCUUUAACGUGAAAUCGAACCUUCUCCGUCAUUUGCGAACGCUACACGACCAGCUGAUCAGCCCGGCGCAGGUAGAGGAAGGAGACGAGGAGGAAGUGGUGCCUGGGCCCUCGGAGGUCAAGCGCGAGUCCUGAGGACGUGGAGGGGGGGCAGGUAGAGGGCGCGGACGUCGAGCCUACGUGAAUGCGAUGGGCGACACGAACCGCCGCGCCGCCGACAAGAAGAGGCAGGCCGACACGCCGUCGCCGUCCAACGUGCCGCGCAAGCAGAGCUACUCGCUCUUCCUCAAGCAGCGGGCCGUACUCUUCUCUGCCAAGAAGUGGAAACAGUGAAACUUGGGCCGGCGACUAGCUACUUCUAUUUCGUUGUGAUUGCUUUUGAAAAUUUUACUCCAUUGAUAGUCUUUUGUAGGAAGCAAUGAUGAAGUCCAAAUCACGGUAGGUUGCACUUUUUGAUUAUAAUGAUACCAGAACCUACGGGACCUAACCAUAAACAGGGCGGCUAGUACACGUCUGGUUAUGGUUUGGUUAUCUUUACAGUGAAGUGGUGCAACUAAUGAAUUACUUAUUAAGGGCUAGUAAUAAAAGCUCCGACAAAAAAAUAAGAAUUGCCCUUACUCAAAAUACUAAAGCUA